This is a messenger RNA of Closterium sp. Naga37s-1, 662 nucleotides long. The record is from the annotation of a GenBank genome assembly. Lineage: Eukaryota; Viridiplantae; Streptophyta; Zygnematophyceae; Desmidiales; Closteriaceae.
GUUUCAAGUCAUGUCAACCUGGCGAUCAGGCAUGCACAGCAGCCAUGGUGGUCCUGUGCACGGGGCUCGGCAUGUCUCUCUUCUUCGCGCUCAUGUCUGCAACCACAACAGGGGCGCGCGUGGACGGCGGGGCCCGUGACACGUGGCACUCUGGCUGGUGGCCGCCCAAGCUGCUGCUCUGGGUGGCAUUGCUUGGCAUGACGGUCUUUCUCCCCUUAGGGGUGUUGAGAAUAUACGGCUACGUGGCUGUGGUGGGGGCGGUGAUCUUUGUCGUUAUCCAGCUUGUCAGCAUGCUGAACUUCGUCUUUGUGUGGAAUGACACGUGGCAGGCAGACAAGAAAUGGCACGUGCUGGCGGCAGUGGUAACCGGAGUGUGUUACGUGGCAGUGGCAGCAGCAGCGGCCCUCAUGUAUUUCUUCUUCGUGCCCUCCUUCUCCUGCUCGCUCAACCUCUUCUUCAUCUCCUCGCUGCUUCUUCUCGUUCUCCUCCUCACCCUCGUCUGCCUCCUCCCAGCCGUGGAAUCCACGGGGCUUCUGAGUACUGGAGUCAUGGCGGUCUAUUUUGUCUUCCUCUGCUGGUCAGCAAUCAUGAGCGAGCCGCCCGGGGAGACAUGCAACACACGCCCGAGGCAGACAGGGCAAACAACAUGGACAGAUGUCAUG